AUGAGUGCAGAGUCUUCCUUAUCAUCAGCACAACCAAAGUGCAGGGUACAGUCUGCCUUGAAGAAGAUCUUUGGAUUUGACUCUUUCCGGUCUAGUCUGCAGGAGGAUGCAACUCGUACUGUGGUUAGAGGUGACAAAGAUGUGUUUGUGUGCAUGUGUCCAACCGGAGCUGGCAAAUCUCUCUGCUAUCAGCUUCCUGCCGUCCUUACAGUGGGAAUUACCAUUGUUAUCUCUCCACUCAUUGCUCUAAUUCAGGAUCAAAUAGACCACCUUGUAGCCCUGAAGAUUAAAGCCUGCUCUCUAAACUCCAAACUGCCCUCAGCAGAACGCAAACAAAUCCUACAAGAUCUGGAGUGUGAGAGCCCCAAAACCAAGCUUCUAUACAUCACCCCUGAAAUGGCUGCUGCCACAUCUUUUCAGCCUACCCUGAACAUGCUACUUUCUCGGGGCCUCCUGUCCUAUCUCAUCAUAGAUGAAGCCCAUUGUGUCUCUGAAUGGGGCCAUGAUUUUCGUCCUGAUUACCAGCGUUUGGGGACUUUGAGAUCUCGCUUGCCGCAAACGCCCUGUGUUGCUCUCACUGCCACAGCCACCAAGCAAGUACAAGAUGAUAUUAUAUCGUCACUGAAGUUGCGUCAACCCAUUGCAAUGUUCAAAAUGCCUUGCUUUCGUGUCAAUCUUUUCUACGAUGUUCAGAUGAAGGAGCUUUUGUCAGAUGCUUAUGGGAAUCUCAAGGAUUUCUGUUUGAAAGCUCUAGGAGAGAAGAAACCUACAGGGGGUUUCUCAGGCUGUGGAAUAGUGUACUGCCGAACCAGAGAAGCAUGUGAGGAAGUAGCAACACAAUUAUCUCAGCGAGGUGUCCCCUCCAAGGCCUAUCAUGCUGGUCUCAAAGCAGCAGAUAGAGUGACUGUCCAAAAUCAGUGGAUGGGG
Molecule: messenger RNA, 927 nt
Organism: Staurois parvus
Lineage: Eukaryota; Metazoa; Chordata; Amphibia; Anura; Ranidae
Source: the annotation of a GenBank genome assembly